Encephalitozoon cuniculi GB-M1 is the source of this 594-nucleotide messenger RNA. RefSeq lists its product as uncharacterized. Lineage: Eukaryota; Fungi; Microsporidia; Unikaryonidae. The record is from RefSeq and is marked provisional. The transcript has a single exon. Bases 1 to 594 code for a protein of 197 amino acids.
AUGGUUGACCACGAUAACCCAGACCACUCGAGAGAGGAUCUUGAGUCUCUAGCCAAAAGAAUAAUAGCCGAUCAUAUGAGAUUUGUUUGUGCAGACAAGGCGUUGAUGCUGUGGAACAAGAGAUGCCAGGGACAUUGCAAUGAAUCCGCAGACGACACAGAACUCUAUUCAUCCAUCACCACAAGAAAAAGAAUCAUGUCUCUUAUUGAGAAGGAAAACACAGACGAGGCCUUUAGAAUAUGCGAGGAUUUGAAGCUGUUUGACCUGGGAAUUGAAAACGAGACGUUGGUGAAAGAGGCUUUGUCGAAGCUGGUUUUUGUUGAUUUAUUACGAGCGGGAAGACACGUGGAAGCCAUAAGGUUUGCCAGGACGUUUAUGAAUGACGAGAACGAAAAUGACAGGUUAUUUACUCUGAUAGGAUAUAAGGAUGUAGAUGACCCAAGGUUCCAUGAGAUUGCGGAUUCUAUUAGAAGAGAAAAUGUCAUGGAAGUCCUGAACAAACACUUGUUCAGAAAAGAAGUCGGGAGAGAGCUUUCUUUGUUGUCUCUAGCCCUGAGCCACUAUAACUCCAUUCUGAAGUAUCAAAGAAAGUAG